GUCACCACAGACGCUGCGUUUUCUUCGAGACGUGAAACUUUUGUGCAUGUGCGCGAGAACUUGGACGUUGUUCCGUUGGGUUCAUUGAAGUUUUAUUUUUCGAAGUAGUUUUAAAGUAAUAGAACAUGUUUUAGUGGUAUAUGAUUCAAGUAUUGAGUGUGGUAGUUUCAGGAGUAUGUGAGACAAUUAGGGUAUUGAAUCUGAAAGAAGAAAAUCAUGUUUAUUAAUUGCUUCCAGGAGCAUCUCUAAGUCCAAGAAUAGAGGACAAUCACCCAAUUUCUUAAUUAACCUUUUUUUAGUAACAUCUGCAUGAUAAGAUAAAAAUAGUGGUAGAAGUGAAUGAGUUUCAAUUUGAAUAGAAUACAGUAUGUGAAAGAGAGAUUCACUAUCGUUGUGUUAGAGAUAUUGUGAAAGUUAUUGAGAGACUGAGAGACUUCUCUUGUUUGAUCUGGUUCUCGAAUGAAUUUAAUUUCUAGUGGAAAAAGUAUUGGUAUUAUGGAUAGAGAAAUCAAACUUACAUUUUAUCGAGGAAUGGAUGUCACAUAGCUAUAAAAAAACUAGAGAUUGUAAUUUUGAAAAAUAGGAUAGGAAGUGGUAGGAGGAUUUUGAUCUGUUGUUUCUCUUUUAAAAGACCACUCGAUUAGAUAUAUUAUGUAUUAUUUUUCUCUCAAAUAGAAGACAGGAUAAAUAACCAAUUAGCGACAAAAACAUACAAUUAACACCAGACGAUCAAAUUUUAUUUGAUGAAUGGGAUUUUUGCUAAUCACAAUAAACGUCAGAAUUUGAAUGAGAAAUACAUUUUUUCUUGAGAAUUAGGGGAAUUUUCUAGAGAAAUUUUGUUGAUUCUAAGGAAGACAAUAAUUAUAUUAACAAGUCAUUUUCUGGAAUGAAAUGGACACAAAAACAAGAAUAUUGGGUAACCUAUCCCAUUCGAUGUUCCAUGAUUAUUAAAAACAUAGAAAUCGAUUUCAUCCGAAUCAAAACAUUUUUCAUCACUGUGGAACAAUGUGAAGCUUCACAUCAUAAACUCUUCCAUGUUCAAGUUAUUUUUGGAGUACCAGGACACAUCUAUUAGUUUGUUGAACAGGAGCAGUUGUUUAUUAAACUCAUUGCAAUUGAAAAUCACCGUUCUCUAAUCCGCCAUCAUGGAAGUAAUUGUAAAUUUGGAUGAAAAUUGUCAAAAUACAAUUAACAUCAUUAAGAGACCAUUUGUCAGUGAUUUCAAAACAAUCGACACAUUCAGUUGUUACGUCAAGUGCACCCCAUUCGCGAACAAUUUCACCGAUAACGGCUUUAUAAUGUUAAUUCGUAUGAAUUUUCAAUUUCAAUGUUGUUGAUGUAUAGUGCAAUUAUUCCUAGUCAAUAUUGUUAAACCUUGUUAUUUUAGCCCCCGCUGAAAUGGCUCGGGAGUCGCCGACCCUGACACAUCCAUCUCACAUGAUAAUAUGAUCUCCGUUUCAAUUUCGUCAAUAAACUAGUGCUAAUAGGAAUAAAUUCGAUGGCUGAUGUUUGGUAUAUCCCUAAGUUCACUACGAGAAGUGUGUGAAUUCGUGUAGAGUUAUUGUGAUGAUAGUCCAGCGAUGGGGACAGAAGUGAGAGUGCUAGUACAAAUAAACAUUACACUGGAAAUCAGCUCUAGUUAUAUUUGGUGGAAUAAGCGAUAGUCACAUAAUGCUAAGUUGGCUGAGUGACACGUGUCUGACAGGUGCAGACACGACGCGUGGCAAGGAUAUGACCGCCAUAAACUCGGGAGUACACGAGGUGCCGGGCGUGCGGCUGCCGCUGCAGACGACCUACGGGGGCGGUGGAGGCGGAGGCAGUGGUGGCGGGGCGGGGGCCGUGUUCAUGUACUCGGGGCCGGGGUCGGGUGGGAGUGACGGAUCGGUGACGUUGCACCUGCGGGACGACGGUGACCUGGACGAUGACGAUGAAGACGACAAGACGGGACUCGGAUUGGCGUCGGUGUUGGCACGCUUGCAGCAAGAGGACGCAGCCGCCGCCACGCUCUCCAUCAGCUAUCAUGCCGACGCCGACGCCGUCCUCGCUGAAGGCAGCAUUGAUGUGCUGCUCAACUCCAACGGCAACACAACAAGGACGCCGACAUUCGACCUGUUCGACUCGGAGAGCGGCCAAGACCUGACGCUGUCUCCGCAGACGUUCACCAGCUCCACUGAGGCCUUCAUCAAUGACAAUUCCAACAGCCUUGGCGUGCCUGGUGCUGACACCGACACUGUAGGAAGUUCGGAGGAAGCAAAAGGCGCGCCCGAUUCCAGUAAAUUAGCAGUCAAAAAGCCACGGCCUAAAGCUUCCUCACCCAAUAGGCAAGGACCCCAACAAUGUCAGGUGUGCGCAAAAGUGUUCGGGAACGCGUCGGCACUAGCCAAGCACAAGCUGACGCACAGCGACGAGCGGAAGUAUGUGUGCAGCAUGUGCGGAAAGGCCUUCAAGCGCCAGGAUCAUCUGUCAGUCUCAUUUCUAUUCUCUCUACUACUCACUGCAUGUGCACGAAUAAAUCACACUGCCUGCUUGUAUCCUCACGCAUCCCUUAACUCCACUGACGGUGGCUUCUUACCACGUUAUCGUCUGUGCAGUUUCGCUGUAUAG
Nilaparvata lugens (brown planthopper) is the source of this 2604-nucleotide messenger RNA. RefSeq names its product zinc finger protein 287. Gene Ontology annotation, cellular component: transcription regulator complex; histone deacetylase complex. Gene Ontology annotation, molecular function: transcription corepressor activity. The transcript has 6 exons. NCBI's taxonomy places the organism in Eukaryota, Metazoa, Arthropoda, Insecta, Hemiptera, Delphacidae. Bases 1672 to 2604 code for a protein of 310 amino acids. Gene Ontology annotation, biological process: regulation of transcription by RNA polymerase II; negative regulation of DNA-templated transcription. The record is from RefSeq and is a predicted model, not a curated record.